AUGGGAGCUUAUGGAAAUAUGCCUGCAGAACCUGAAAAAUCAUAUGGACCUGUAUUUUAUGAAAUGGUUGCGAACGCUUGCAAUACAAACAAUGAUAUGAUAGGAUUUAAUGAAGAUGUUAUGAGGUCAUUGGUGGAUGAUGGUAGUGUGGAACAUAAAUGGGAUAGCUAUGACAACACACAUUUCUUAUGUGGUUUUCCAACAGAAGUGGACUUUUGCUUCCAGCAAGGUCAAACAUCUACUGCUCCAAUAACAUACAAAUUGUCUGUUAAAGGACCUAUUGAACUAGCAACUGAAAACGUACCAAAGCCACUUAUUGGAUUUAUGAGGGAUUGUUGCUUUGCAAUACAAGUAAGACAGUCAGGCAUACCAAUAAUAAGACUUGACGACUAUAACUUAGCCACGGACGACAGUGAGGAAUAA
Messenger RNA from Trichomonas vaginalis G3, 423 nucleotides. RefSeq lists its product as uncharacterized. Bases 1 to 423 code for a protein of 140 amino acids. The record is from RefSeq and is a predicted model, not a curated record. Lineage: Eukaryota; Parabasalia; Trichomonadida; Trichomonadidae. The transcript has a single exon.